CAAAAACGCGCCGUAUGAGGCUCGGGCACAGCACCCAGUCCUUGCCUCUUACCCUCACGACGACCACAAACUAACGACCCGCGAACGGCGUGCAAUGCUGGCAUUAUUCGCCCUCGCCCUCUGCGCCCUUGCGGCCCUGCAGAGCAGCGUCGUCCGUGCGCACAUGAUGAUGUCCGACCCGCCCCCCUUACGCAGCCAGUACAACAAAUACGCCACGAACGCUGACUACGACAUGACGAGCCCUCUAACGUCCGAUGGGUCCAACUACCCUUGCAAGGGCUACUUGGACGACACGUCCGGGAAGGACCCUGUGGCAACCUGGAAGGCUGGCUCUUCCCAGACAGUCACCAUCGAGGGCAGUGCCAACCAUGGAGGCGGUUCUUGCCAGCUUUCCAUAUCCGAAGACGACGGUGCCUCGUUCAAAGUCAUCAAGUCUUUCGAAGGCGGAUGCCCCACCGCAGGUCCCGACAAGCUCAGCGUCGACAUCCCCUCCGACGUAUCUUCUGGCACUAGGGUCUUCGCCUGGACCUGGAACAAUCAGAUCGGGAACCGGGAGUUCUACAUGAACUGUGCCAUGAUCACGAUUGAAGACGGCGGCUCCGGCCUCGACAGCUAUCCUGAUGUCUUCGUGGCGCAGCUUAGUGGCGUCAACUCCUGUACCGUCGCCGAGGGCGUGGAUGUCCUCUACCCCAGCCCAGGCGACCAAGUCGAACGAGAAGACGGGGACAGCAAACUCGGCAACCCCACAGGCGACUGCGGCCCCGUCUCCAGGUCCAGCGGCGGCUCCUCCGGCAGCAGUGGUUCCUCCGGCGGAAGCUCAAGCACUGGCUCCGACGCAUCGACGUACCAGAAGUGUCGCCUCAUCGCCCAGCACCAGACAUCAUCCAUCUGGCGGCGACGGCUCUCUUCCUUCGCUCGAGGCUUCGGACUUUCCAGCGCUGUAUGAGUAGCAUCUAUUGCCAGCCGCGAACCAUAUCUAUGUAUCUACUAUCGUAUCCGCUGUACGCGCUGCAUGUAACUGUAUUAUCUCUACACACGACUUUACUUAUGGACGUAGCCUUACGAGUGAUGGAUAUUCUUGUGCUGAACCGUGGGAAUAUAGACGCGUCCAUUCUU
This is a messenger RNA of Schizophyllum commune H4-8, 1116 nucleotides long. RefSeq lists its product as uncharacterized. Bases 95 to 946 code for a protein of 283 amino acids. The transcript is spliced from 4 exons. Lineage: Eukaryota; Fungi; Basidiomycota; Agaricomycetes; Agaricales; Schizophyllaceae. The record is from RefSeq and is a predicted model, not a curated record.